AUGAACCAAAUGCAGUUCAGAGGCAGCGAUGGUUGGCGUCUGUAUGAUUACAUCACACGGCACUUCAUCGCAACGGUCAGCCCCGACUGCAAAUACCUGCAGACCACAAUUUCCUUCAGCAUCGGCACAGAGAGCUUCACAUGCAGCGGGAAGACGCUCAUCUCUGCUGGCUACACUGAGGUGAUGCCCUGGCAGGGUAUUGCACAGGAAGAGGCCUUGCCGGUGUGUGAGAGAGGAGACACAUUUACAGUGGAUGAGAUCAAACUACUGGAGAAACAGACCAAUCCACCAGACUACCUGACUGAGGCCGAGCUCAUCACACUCAUGGAGAAACACGGCAUCGGUACGGAUGCCAGCAUCCCUGUCCACAUUAACAACAUCUGCCAGAGGAACUAUGUGACGGUUGAAAGUGGCCGCAAACUCAAACCCACCAACCUGGGGAUUGUUCUGGUUCAUGGUUACUAUAAGAUUGAUGCAGAUUUGGUGCUGCCCACAAUCCGCAGUGCUGUGGAAAAACUGCUAAAUCUGAUAGCUUUAGGAAAGGCAAACUUCCACCAGGUCUUACAGCACACUCUGGACAUCUUCAAGAGGAAGUUUCACUACUUUGUGGACUCUAUUGCAGGAAUGGAUGAGCUGAUGGAAGUGUCCUUUUCUCCCAUCGCCGCUACUGGGAAACCUCUCUCGCGCUGUGGCAAAUGCCAUCGCUUCAUGAAGUACAUCCAGGCCAAACCCAGUCGCCUGCACUGCUCUCACUGUGACGAGACCUACAGUUUGCCUCAGAAUGGAGCCAUUAAGCUGUACAAGGAGCUCAAGUGUCCUCUGGAUGAGUUUGAGCUGGUGCUGUGGACCUCGGGGUCCCGUGGCAAAAGCUACCCUGUGUGUCCAUACUGCUUCAGCAACCCUCCUUUCAGAGACAUGAAGAAAGGGAUGGGGUGUAAUGAGUGCACCCACCCUUCCUGUCAGCACUCCCUCAACUCUCUUGGCAUUGGCCAGUGUGUUGAAUGUGAGACGGGCGUCCUGGUCUUCGAUCCCACCUCGGGUCCAAAGUGGCGCAUGGCUUGCAACAAAUGCAACGUUGUGGUGCAUUUCUUCGAGCACGCCCAUAAAGUGCAGGUGUCCCAGGACAGCUGUGAUUCCUGCGAAGCCUCCCUGGUCAUAGUGGACUUCAACAAGACACGCUCGCCGUUGCCUGAUGGUGAAACGCAGCACACUGGCUGUGUGUUUUGCGACCCUGUGUUCCAGGAUCUGGUGGAGCUGAAACAUGCGACCAUGCGGCAUCCCAUGCACCGGGCCGGAGGAGCCCGCAGAGGGAGAGGGAAGGGAAGAGGGAGGAGGCCUGUGGGGAGAGGGAAUCCUAAAAAGCCUAAAGAUAAAAUGGCAGCCCUGGCAGCAUAUUUUGUAUAGAAUGCUAAUUUGUCUCGCAGCGGAAAAUCAAAACCAGCUUAAUAAGGCUUAAAGUGCAAAGUACUCAAAAGUUGAAAAUGGCAAUAAACUUUUAGUUUAAUA
This is a messenger RNA of Sinocyclocheilus anshuiensis, 1506 nucleotides long. RefSeq names its product DNA topoisomerase 3-beta-1-like. Gene Ontology annotation, molecular function: DNA binding; DNA topoisomerase type I (single strand cut, ATP-independent) activity. The transcript has 8 exons. The record is from RefSeq and is a predicted model, not a curated record. Bases 1 to 1404 code for a protein of 467 amino acids. Gene Ontology annotation, biological process: DNA repair; DNA topological change; DNA recombination. NCBI's taxonomy places the organism in Eukaryota, Metazoa, Chordata, Actinopteri, Cypriniformes, Cyprinidae. Gene Ontology annotation, cellular component: nucleus.